UGCACGAGCAGUGUCCUCCAAGCAGUGGUAUAGAUUAGUUAGUAUUCACAUUAAUUGUGAGUUGUCCGGUACAAUACGCUUUGAAUUUUAUUGUAAGAUGGGUGAAGAAUAUAAUCCAGUUAGAAACAUUUGUUCGCAGACAAAGCGCUUCCGGACAGCAACUGUAAAAGCAAAAAUUCUGAACACUGAACGACUCAGUAACAUUGGGUUGGACAUGUCUGAAUUACGUUGCAAGGAUUUGGCAAAUUUUCAGUGCUGCAUAGGAUCACGGCCCCUGAAUUCGAGUAAAUAUUUUAGUGAUUCCCGGAAUAAUCAGUCGGGAUGUUCUCAAUUAAAAAAUCAAGACGGCUGUUAUGGUUCCAUGUUUUUGAGCAACAAUAUCAGUACCAAUAAUAGCACAAAUCCUCAACUUUCAGAAGGUUUUGAAGAUCGCUCUACUCGCAAUCAUGUCGGUCGUUUUUCAAAUGUUGUGAGUCUGACGACGAGCAAUCAUAAAGCUUCUCGUGUUCGAGAAAUUACGAGAGAAAUUAGUCAACAUUUUCUUGCAAACGACUCAUCUAAAAAAUUUGCAUCACGCUUCCCAAACUUCCAGACGAAAAUUACACAAAUAAGCAACAUCGACACCGAUAUAGAAGAAAAAUCAGAACGAUCAAGUGAUGGUACCACAAAUUCUCACCGGAUCAACAAGUCUACUUGGAAAUUAAAUAAAGAUUUCAAUGACACUCCAUCAGAUUCUCAAUCGAAUUUAAAUGGUUGGCUAUACUUUGUAGAAUGUUCUACUGACAUCCCUAUGACAAAAUUUGCAAAGAAAAAAGAAAUUGCUCCACGUGAACUUUUUCAAAAGUGCGAAAUUUGUGGGAACUCAUUUGGGACGGCUGGCUUCAAGAUACACCAACCUCGUUGUUCUCAAACAAAAAUAACAGAUGCUAGCCAGCAGAUGGAUAUCCCGAAAAACACUCGUUUUCGCGGACAGGCCCAAUAUCAAAUGAAGGAACUUUCCACUGCAAUAAAUACAAAUUCUAACUGCAAAAAGCAAGAAAAGGAUAAGAUAUCAGAAUCGCAAACGAAAUUCAAACCAAUCGUUUGUGACAUUUGCAACCGUCAAUUUGGAUCACACUCCAUUUCAAUUCAUCGGCCUCAGUGCCUAAAAAAAAUCAACCAGAAGAUUCCACCAACUGGUCAAUUUAAAAAUUAAGCAAAUAUUAAGCAACACGUGAUUAAUAGAAAUUCAAAGAAAAAGAAAUUCAAAACAUCGUAUCUUAAUUGUGUAAAUUUCUUUUAUAACCAAGAUGGAAAUGUUGCCGCUGCUACAAUCUUCCCUACUAACACAGCGAUGUACCAUGGAUAUGACUGCAGCGUACUCCCAAGGAUAAGGGAGAUACAAACAGCAUAUCCAUGGAAUGCUUCAUGUUGAUCCUUA
This is a messenger RNA of Daphnia pulicaria, 1420 nucleotides long. RefSeq lists its product as uncharacterized. Lineage: Eukaryota; Metazoa; Arthropoda; Branchiopoda; Diplostraca; Daphniidae. Bases 98 to 1195 code for a protein of 365 amino acids. The record is from RefSeq and is a predicted model, not a curated record. The transcript is spliced from 3 exons.